CUCUUCGUCUGCCUCCUCCUCAUCUCCGUCCUCCUCCCCUCCCCCCUCUCGUGACGCCUUCUCCGCCUCGGGUUGGUCGUCGCCGCCUCACUCUCCAUCCGGCUCGGGGACAUAGCCCAAGUCCAGCGACCAGUGUUCUGGUGAUGUGAACCAGAUGGUCGCGGCCGGGUUGACCUCCUGGGCCUCCUGGUCCAGCGGCACACGGGCUGGUCUCUCACCCAGGAAGGCUGGCGUGUCUUCGGGCAGGGGGGAGCCCGGCGUGUCGGCGGCAAUGGUGUUGGCCAGGUCAAUCAUGAUGCCGCCGUUGACAGAGGGGAAGCGCUCGAGAACGCCGUCGGGGCACAUCAGGGCCUGUCGUGGCAGCAUCACGUUGUUGAGGAAGGCGUCCAGGCAGUAGAUGCCGUGCUUGACGGCAGUGCGGUGGGCCUGCGUGGUGAUGACGGGGGCCUUGGUCAUGACCUUGAGGUCCGCCAACAGCCUCGCCAACGCCCGCCUGGGGUCGUCCUUCCGCGCCUCCUUGUACCUGGCCGCCACGAUGCCCAGCCUGUACUGGUUCUCGACCAGCUCCCCGCUCUUCCAGCCGAUAAGGCGGCUCAGCUCGACAUAGUCGGCUGCACACAUACACACACACGCACAGACGCAGAAUAUCCACAGGACAUCAGCAGCAGGUCCCGCCCUGUUCGUGAUCCCAUUCCGUCCUUUCUGCCAUCCAUCCAUCCAUCCAUCCAUCCAUCGUGUGUGCAGGUCACUCACCCAGGAGUGGUGGCAUGGCUAUGAAGAGGACCUUCUUGGGGUUGCCAUCGGGGCCCGUGUACUGGGCAGGGCUCUGUGGGUCGGUGUCGGCGGCGAUGAGCGUGAGGAAGGGUGACUGGCCCUUGAGCGUACGCAUCCGGCUCGCCUCCACCUCAAAAUCCCUUGCCGCCCUCUUGAUGCGGUCGUCGGGCAGGCCCUCCAACGACAUGAUCUUGAUGGCGGCGUCGUCGCUGCCGCCGUCGGGCCGUGGCACCCUCCCUCUCAUGACCGUCACCCUGUCGCUGGUGCCCAAAAUGGAGGCGGCUUCCUCCUCAAACUCGACAGUGCGGCCGUCGCUAAACAGCAGCCUUGAGCAGCACAUGAGGCACAUAGCUCCGAUGGCGAUGCCAAUAUAAAGUGCACGGUGGUGCAGGGGAAGUCGACGUCUGCGACCGUCGCAAAGCGAUGCGGCUCUCGUGGUGGCUGUUGGUUGGUCCUGGAAUAUCGGAUAUUUGUUCUCUA
Molecule: messenger RNA, 1254 nt
Organism: Vitrella brassicaformis
Lineage: Eukaryota; Vitrellaceae
Source: the annotation of a GenBank genome assembly